AUGACUUCAACUUGUUGGUCUGCUAUGAUGAAUGCUCCUCUUGCAUUUAUGAAUAACCUCAAAGAGGCUAUUCACUGCUACCAUAGUCUUACAUUGAUCAUUACCUGUAUUUCGACCUCAUUUCUAGCACUAUCUCUUUUCAUAAAUCUGAGGUCCAAAUGGGUGAGUCAAAACCAAACUUACAUAUUUUCUGAAAGAUCUGACUUUUGGCAGAGGGAAGCAAAUUUCAUGAAGCAGCAUGGUUGCGAUGAACCUGCAUCGCUGAAAUACAAGUGGCCAUUUGCACUCGAUCUAGUAAUACUGGCAUUUUCAAUGAUUCAAAAGAAGCAAUCCCUACAAUGGUUUUCAUCGAUUUUCGAAAAUACAGGUACAACCUUUCAGCAGCGCAUUCUUGGUGCACGCAGUAUCAGCACCAUAGAACCGAGUAACAUCGAGUCUAUUCUGAACUCCAACUUUUCCGGUAACUUUCGCGCUCUGCAUACAUAUCUACGUACAUUGACUGAUUUCUGUAUGAAUAGCUUAUGGCCUUGGAAAGCGUAGAGCCACCUUCUUUCCAUUACUUGGAGAUGGGAUUUUCACGCAAGAGGCAUUGCCUUGGAAGCAUUCUCGGGAUAUGUUACGGCUCUUGUUUUCGCUAAACCGUACGAACAUUUUUAAACAGGUAGAGGAGCAUACUGAGCACCACGUACAUUGCAUACCAAAUAGGGAAUAUGUCGAUUUGCAACCUCUGUUCUUUCAAUUCACAUUCGACACCACAACGUUCCUUCUCUUUGGGAAAUCAAUGAACUCCAUACAAGCGACAUCUACUCAAGGCAAAUUGAUCGCUCGUGAAGCUGGUUUCUCUGAAGCCUUUAGGAUUCCUCAAGAUUAUCUGUUUAGACGUGGAAGACUGGGAGAUCAGUAUUGGUUGAUUGGGGGUAAGGAGUUCCGUGAGAAUUGUUCAAUUGUACACCAAUUUAUCGACGAAGCUAUUCAUGAGGCACUCUCGGCUGAGUAUCAGGAGAAUAAGCUGGGCCGUGUCCAUAGUUUUCUGGAUGCACUGAUGAAGGAAACGCGGGAUUCUAAAGUUCUGCGUGAUCAGCUACUGAAUGUAAUGCUGGCUGGCAGAGACACAACAGCUUGUUGUCUGACAUGGACUUUGUAAGUCAUGCCCCAAAGAUUAUUCGGAAUGUUCAAUUGAUAUCAAAUAUCUAGCCGACUUCUGGCACAACAUCCAGCAGUGUUUGAAAAGCUUCGUAUGGAAAUUGGGUCCACUCUUGGGAAGUUUUCGAUUUUGCCAGAUAGUAAUUCCCUGAAAAAGAUGAGAUAUCUGGGUUUCGUUUUGAAGGAAGGUUAGUAAACAUUCUCACGUUUUCUUGAUAGUCAAAUCAAAGCCUGAGAAUUGUAGUCCUCCGGCUCUACCCAUCAGUACCAAUAAACUCCCGUACCGCCCUUGAAACAACCAUAUUACCAACAGGAGGUGGACCAGAUGGCACCAAGCCACUGAUGAUCAAAAAAGGCGAAGCCGUUGGUUAUUCGGUGUAUAUUAUGCACAGACUGAAGAAUCUAUACGGAGAGGAUGCCGAAAGUUUCCGUCCAGAACGCUGGGAUCCUGAGGUCAAGAAUGAUGUGGAUCUUAGGAACAUUGGAUAUGGUUACCUUCCAUUCAACGCUGGCCCAAGAGUGUGUUUAGGACGUAAGUAGAACCUCCAUCCUUUAAUUUCAAUACCGUGCCGUACUAAGAGAUUCUAGAGGAAUUCGCAUUACUGGAAGCUGGCUUUGUGACAGUCAGAAUAUUGCAAAGGUUUAGCAAACUUGAUUUACAUCCAGAUGAUGCGAAGAUUCCAGUUGGGAAAGAGGAUCAAGAGGUGACGCUGGUUGUUGCAAGUACAAGUGGAUGCCGAGUCAAGGCAAGUUGGGCUUGA
This is a messenger RNA of Hymenoscyphus albidus, 1904 nucleotides long. Lineage: Eukaryota; Fungi; Ascomycota; Leotiomycetes; Helotiales; Helotiaceae. The record is from the annotation of a GenBank genome assembly.